AUGAAGGCUGCCUACACCGCCUAUCGAUGCCUCACCAAAGACCUAGAAGGCUGCGCCAUGAACCCGGAGCUGACAAUGGAAAGUCUGGGCACUUUGCACGGGCCGGCCGGCGGCGGCAGCGGCGGGGGCGGCGGCGGGGGCGGCGGGGGCGGCGGCGGGGGCCCGGGCCAUGAUCAAGAACUGCUGGCCAGCCCCAGCCCCCACCACGCGGGCCGCGGCGCCGCUGGCUCGCUGCGGGGCCCGCCGCCGCCAACGGCACACCAAGAACUGGGCACGGCGGCGGCGGCAGCAGCGGCGGCGUCGCGCUCGGCCAUGGUCACUAGCAUGGCCUCGAUACUGGACGGCGGCGACUACCGGCCCGAGCUCUCCAUCCCGCUCCAUCACGCCAUGAGCAUGUCCUGCGACUCGUCCCCGCCCGGCAUGGGCAUGAGCAACACCUACACCACGCUGACGCCGCUCCAGCCGCUGCCUCCCAUCUCCACCGUGUCGGACAAGUUCCACCACCCGCACCCACACCACCACCCACACCACCACCACCACCACCACCACCAGCGCCUGUCGGGCAACGUCAGCGGCAGCUUCACCCUCAUGCGCGACGAGCGCGGGCUCCCGGCCAUGAACAACCUCUACAGCCCCUACAAGGAGAUGCCCGGCAUGAGCCAGAGCCUGUCCCCGCUGACCGCCACACCGCUGGGCAACGGGCUGGGCGGCCUCCACAACGCGCAGCAGAGCCUGCCCAACUACGGGCCCCCGGGCCACGACAAAAUGCUCAGCCCCAACUUCGAGGCGCACCACACUGCCAUGCUUACCCGCGGUGAGCAACACCUGUCCCGCGGCCUGGGCACCCCGCCCGCAGCCAUGAUGUCGCACCUCAACGGGCUGCACCACCCGGGCCACGCUCAGUCCCACGGGCCGGUGCUGGCGCCGAGCCGCGAGAGGCCACCCUCAUCCUCUUCAGGAUCGCAGGUGGCCACGUCAGGCCAGCUGGAGGAAAUCAACACCAAAGAGGUGGCCCAGCGCAUCACCGCGGAGCUGAAGCGCUACAGCAUCCCACAGGCGAUCUUCGCGCAGAGGGUGUUGUGCCGGUCUCAGGGGACUCUCUCCGACCUGCUCCGGAACCCAAAACCGUGGAGUAAACUCAAAUCUGGCAGGGAGACCUUCCGCAGGAUGUGGAAGUGGCUGCAGGAGCCCGAGUUCCAGCGCAUGUCCGCCUUACGCCUGGCAGCGUGCAAACGCAAAGAACAAGAACCAAACAAAGACAGGAACAAUUCUCAGAAGAAAUCCCGCCUGGUGUUCACUGACCUCCAACGCCGAACGCUCUUCGCCAUUUUCAAGGAGAACAAACGCCCGUCCAAAGAGAUGCAGAUCACCAUUUCCCAGCAGCUGGGCCUGGAGCUCACAACCGUCAGCAACUUCUUCAUGAACGCCCGGCGCCGCAGCCUGGAGAAGUGGCAGGACGAUCUGAGCACAGGGGGCUCCUCGUCCACCUCCAGCACGUGUACCAAAGCGUGAUGGAAGGACUCCCAGUUGGGCACAAGUCGCCUCCAAAUGAGGACCACAGAUACCAAAAGAAAAGGCAAAGGAAAAAGACACCGGAUUCUUAGCUGGGGCCCUUCACUGGUGAUUUGAAAGCACAAUUCUCUUGAAAAGAAACUUCUAUUCUAGCUGUAAUCAUAGGCCAGGUGUUCUUUUUGUUUAUUUGUUUUUAAUGGCUAUGGAGUCCAAGUGCAAGCUGAACAUUAAUCUCUUCGAACCGGACAUUGUCCUCUGAGCGAGCGUGCUAAUAAGCACCCCGGAAACCCCAUUGGGGCCUUCCUGGAGCAAGUCAGUUUCAAUGUGGUGUCAGCCAAGCUCAGGAUUGCUUAGAAUGUCAACAGUCCGACUUUGGGUCCUCUCAGCCUCUUGCAGUCAGAGUUUCCUUGAGUAAUAGUGGGACUUUGGCCUGUGUAGGGACUCUGAGUUUGAGCUCCCAAGAUGCUAUAGUAAGAGAAGAAUCUAGCAACAAGAAUGACCUCGUUUGCUUUCUAAGUGCUUAGCCUCAUCCUACCAUAGUACACUAACGUUCACAGCCAUGACAUAAAAACCAUCAGAAUGACAAUUACUGAGCACAAGUUUUAAAUAAGGAAGUUAAAAAAAAAAAAAAACCCGAGGACCUGUUUUUCCAACUCAGGCAUCUUUUUCAUUGAAUGGUUUAGAAAACUUUACAUUGAUCCAGUUUAUGUUUUCCUUUUCCUUACCUCCUGGAAACCUCAUGUGGUCUUGGAUCCAUCAAAG
Messenger RNA from Phacochoerus africanus (Common warthog), 2274 nucleotides. It is a transcript of the gene ONECUT2, whose product is annotated as one cut homeobox 2. The record is from RefSeq and is a predicted model, not a curated record. Gene Ontology annotation, cellular component: nucleus. NCBI's taxonomy places the organism in Eukaryota, Metazoa, Chordata, Mammalia, Artiodactyla, Suidae. Gene Ontology annotation, molecular function: DNA-binding transcription factor activity, RNA polymerase II-specific; RNA polymerase II cis-regulatory region sequence-specific DNA binding. Bases 1 to 1512 code for a protein of 503 amino acids. The transcript has 2 exons. Gene Ontology annotation, biological process: regulation of transcription by RNA polymerase II.